This is a messenger RNA of Prunus persica (peach), 3373 nucleotides long. RefSeq lists its product as uncharacterized. The coding region runs from base 426 to 2189 and encodes 587 amino acids. The transcript is spliced from 3 exons. Lineage: Eukaryota; Viridiplantae; Streptophyta; Magnoliopsida; Rosales; Rosaceae. The record is from RefSeq and is a predicted model, not a curated record.
UAGUUUGGAUAUUACAUUCUUGAAGUAGAGUAGAGUUUUGGAAUAUGGGUUUGGUUAUUUAAAAGCACGAAAGCAUCUGACCCUGAGCAAGGAGCCAAAGAAAGAAAGGGGUCUUUGUUUCUUUAUUGAGAUGUUCAGGGUUUCUUCUCCUCUCUAGCUAUCUUUGUUUCCUAUACAUAUAUAGCAACAAGUAGCGAGACACAUUCAUGCACACACAUGUCUCUCUCCAUCUUUUACUUUGAGCUAGCUAUCAAUUCGGACAUGGUGUCGACUUCCUGAACAACAUCUAUUUCUGAUCCAUCCACAAUCUACGAUUCUUGUUAAUUAAUUAAGAGAAUUUGGUGGCUUUAUUAAGAAUUAUUUGGGGAUCUGCCAAUUUGGUGGUGCGGCUAGCAGUUGGGCCGAAGGUGCGGAGGCGUGGAGGCAUGGCUCUGAGUCCGAUUAAUCCAGGGAGAAGGAUUGAUCAGAAUCAACAUUUGAAUCACGAGCAUCCCAUGAUGGAAGUGCAGAGGAAGAAUGAUGGUCAACUUAUUUUCUGCGAUGGGUGCGGUGACCCAGUGCUUGGGCCUAGCUACACUUGCAACAUUUGUUACGAACAGCGUAGAAGUAGCUUCGAUCUCCAUAAAUCAUGCGCCGAGCUACCGGGUGAGAUCCACCACCCGAUCCACCGCAAGCACCCACUUACUCUUGACACAAGCGACAGGGAAAAGAGUUGCAGUGCAUGUCAUCAAGAUUGCAUCUCGAGGUUCAGUUACAGUUGUUUCCAAUGUGAGUUCAACAUUGACCUCCAAUGUGCUUCCAAUUGGCGCAACAUUCUUGACUUUCAUGACCACAAAUUCACCCUUCAUAGGAAGCCAGCGAAAUUAACUUGUGAAGCCUGCGGCGAAGAAAGUGUUAGUACUAAUAUUUACAGUACUAGAUUUAUUUACAGUAAAUAUGGCACCGCCAUGUACCUCUGCAGCAUCUGCCAGCUCCUGGUCCAUGGAUGUUGUUCUAGGUUACCAACCCACAUCAAAACGGCCCAGCACCAACACCGCCUAAAGCUCACCUGGUCGUUUGAAGAUACUUUCCCGAAAAUCCAAAAUUUCUGUGACCUCUGUUAUAGAAACAUGGACAAAAGCCGCGCAGUUUAUUAUUGUGAACAUGAAUAUUGCAGUUAUGUCGCCCACAAUGACUGCGCAACACGACGUUAUGAGGCAGUUGAAGAUAGUGCUGCUGCUGAUGAUGAUGAUAGAAUAAUCAGCAACCAAAUUGAGUUGCAAAUCAAUCACUUCAGCCAUCCACAUGUCUUAGCCCUCAUCAAUAGUGAUCAUCAAGAUAAUGGUGGUGAUGAUGAUGAUGAUGAUAGAAUAAUCACUUGUAAUGGCUGCAUGCGACCCAUCACCAAAGUGGAUGCCUUUUAUAGCUGUACAAAACAAGAGUCGUCGUGCUCUUUCUUUCUACAUACAGCUUGUGCACAGUCACCUAAAAAGAUGCAUUUGGCAACUAUCAUUGGCCAGGACUUGGAACUCCAUCCAAGGACUCAUUCGAUUGGUGGGGUGUUCAAGUGUCUUCUUUGUUAUACGUUUGGCCAAGGCUUCGUAUACCUUUAUGAGAUUAAUUCAAUUUUCGGCAUUGACCUUCAGUGCGCUAUUCUAUGGAAGCAGAAGUCUCUUAAACAUGAGGCUCAUUUUCACACCCUCCAGUUUAACAAAAACAAUGAAAGCACUUAUAAAUGUAGGGGUUGUGGCACUUCUAAAAUUUUGCAUUGGUUCAGUUGUAGGAGAUGCGACUUCCAUCUCUGUUUUUCAUGUGUUAAAUUACCACCUACAGCAAGGCACAAGUACGACAACCAUCCUCUCAAGCUCACCUAUAACAGUGUUGAAAACGAGUUAGAUGAAUAUUAUUGUGAAAUAUGCGAAGGCAAACGAGAUCCCGGACUCUGGUUCUACUCCUGCUCGGAUUGUGACUUCGAUUGUCAUCCUCAUUGCAUUCUCGGGAGGUAUCCGCAAGUCAAGUUAGGAGAUAGUUACAAGCAUCCGACUCACCCACACCUUGUCACCCUUGUUGACAAGAGAAAGAGUGAAAUUCCUUCCGAUAAGAGAGAGCGGAUUCUUCCUUGUAAGAAGUGUAGUCAACCUUGCGAACGAUUGGUGUUUGAAUGUUCUAAGUGUAAAAUAAAUUUCCACAUAAAAUGUUAUAUUAUGUGAAAAUUUUAAUGUCUGAUUUUUCAAAUUAAUUUAUUCUCGUUUCAUAUUUUGUACUUGCAGUCUUUAAGUUUUAAACUCUUGUUAGUUACCGAUAUGGUCAUGUGCAUGUUAAAUAUCGCAAACUUCCUACAAAACUCUUGAAAAUAGUUGGGUUCUCUAUUUCAGCUCCAUCUUCAUACUUGGAGAGCUACACUCCUCUUUCCAGAGGUGUGGGCAGAAAUGACGAAAUUCAACCUUCCAGAGGUGUGGUAAGAAGUAACUAUGUUCUGUAUACGAUCGAGGGCACAACUAUGUUCAAUUGGCUUUGCAUAAGAUCAAACCCAAACUGAACACAACGUAGGAUCCUGAUUACAUUCAACGAAAGCGAAACUGGUUCGAUAAGUUCGACUAUGCAAAAGCUUGAGGCUCUCUUUGAGGUUCUGUGCAAGACACUGACAUGCUUCAAGAAAAUCGAUUUGUCUUGCAUUUUCCAUUGGAUUAAAUCUCAAGCAAGGUAAUAUGCAAACUAAAAGUUACACAACUACGUAUGUAUGUGGAUAUUUUAUUUUAUUUUAAUCAAAUAUGUAUGUGGAUAUGAAUAAUAUGAAUAUCUCCACACUAAACAGAAUUAACAGAGUAAACAGACAGAACCAAAGAAAACAUCCCCUGCUAAAUACACAUAUUCUUUUAAAAAAAAUAUACCUUUUUUUUUUUUAAAGAAAAAGAAAAGGAUAAACUCACUUGUGGUUGGGUUCAAGAAUCUUUGUUGUCAUAAGCAGCGUGUGUGUGAGCUUCUUUGUAGAAGAAGACGAAGACACAACAAUUUGAACAUAAUUACUAUAAAAAUUCAAAAUCCCAUUACCUACAAAAGCAAGAAAGCAUCAGGCAUGUUUUAUUGAGAGAGUGAGCUUCCUUCCUUUCUGUAUGUCUCUCUUUCUUGUUGCUAUAACAGCUACUUCUACAUUUCUCUCUCUUCACAGCCAUUGAUUUGCUGAUCCAUGCAGAAUUCGCAGUUCAUCCUUUCCUAUUUUUUAAAUAUAUUUUAUACAAAAAAUACUGUGGAGGGUGGAUUCUAACACAUGAUGUCGGUUACAAGGAUAACUGCUCUUAAUCACUUGAGCUAUAAGUCUUUUGCCAUUCCUGAUUCAUCCUUAAUUUAGGUAACCUACGGAAACACUCUUGUGAUAUAUAUAUAUAUAUAUAUA